GCCCAACGGCGACGCAAGCGAAGCUAGAGAGAGAAGGGAAAGCUGUAGAGAGAGAAGGAGAGAGAGAGAGCAGCAAUGGAGAUGGAGGCGCGCGGCGACCUGCGGUCGAUCCUGCCGCUGCUGCCGGUGGUGCUGCGCGGCAGGGCGCUCUUCUGGCCGGCGGCGGCGCAGGAGCAGCUGAGGGCGCUGUCCCUCGGCCCCGACGUGAGCCGGGUCACAUCCGGCGACGUCCUCGCCGACGCGCUCAGCGACCUCCGCCAGGCCCUGGCCCUCCGGGCCCUCCCCGCGCGGGCCGCCGAGGGCUACGCGCUCUUCUUCGACGACCUCCUCUCGCGGGCCCACGCGCGGGACUGGUUCUCCGACGUGCUCCCGCGCCUCGCGCGCCUCCUCCUCCGCCUCCCCGCGCUGCUCGAGGACCACUACGCCGGCGCCCGGGCCGCGACCGGGCUCCGUCUCCUGGCGUCUCAGGACGCGGGCCUCGUGCUCCUCGGCCAGGAGCUCGCCGCCGCGCUGCUCGCCUGCGCGCUCUUCUGCCUGUUCCCCACCGCCGGCCGCGGCGAGGCCCGCCUCCCGGCCAUCAAUUUCGACGCCUUGUUCUCGGCAUUGACUAACAAUGCGAGGCAGAGCCAGGAGCACAAAGUGAGGUGCAUUGCUCACUAUUUCGAGAGGGUGACUGCGUCUACGCCUGCCGGUUUUGUGUCGUUUGAGCGCAAGGUUCUUCCGCGCGGCUCCCUCUCCGGUGAUGUUACCUACCCUGACAGUGAUGCCUGGAUUAAAUCUAGCGUGCCCCUCUGCCCAUUCCGGGUAAUUUCCUCGGGUUUGAUAGAAGAUGAGGAAGAAGAAGCCCUCGAAGUUGAUUUUGCUAAUAAAUAUCUGGGAGGAGGUGCACUUUCCAGGGGUUGUGUGCAGGAAGAGAUCCGUUUCAUGAUAAAUCCAGAACUGAUUGUAGGCAUGCUCUUCAUGGCUUCAAUGGAAGAUAAUGAGGCUAUAGAAAUUGUCGGUGCUGAAAGGUUCUCACAGUAUAUGGGGUACGGCUCCUCAUUCCGCUUUGUCGGUGAUUAUUUAGAUACGAAGCCCCUUGAUGCAAUGGGUCGACGAAAAACUAGGAUUGUAGCAAUUGAUGCCUUGGACUGCCCAACUAAGUUACAGUAUGAAACUAGUGGUCUUUUAAGGGAAGUGAACAAAGCAUUUGUUGGUUUUUUGGAUCAAUCAAAGCAUCAGUUCGAUGUGAAGCCUUUCCAGGAUUCUAAUUCCAAGGAUAAUCAUCCAAGUGUCAACUCAGUUGACUGUGUAGGAGUUUCAACCGGAAACUGGGGUUGUGGGGCUUUUGGUGGAAACCCUGAAAUUAAGAGCAUGAUUCAGUGGCUUGGCGCAUCACAGGCACACCGACCUUUUGUUAAUUACUAUACUUUUGAGGAUGCGUCACUUAGAAGAUUAGAAGAGGUGAUCCAGUGGGUAUUACGCCACGGAUGGACUGUCGGCGAGUUGUGGCACAUGAUUGUCGAGUAUUCAUCCCAGAGGCUCAAAAGAGAAACUUUCGACGGCUUUUUGACUUGGUUACUUCCAGAAGACAGCGCCAAUAAUGAUGCGGAUUACAUGUGCGAGUAGCCCAGUUUCGUGAGGUUAGCAUCUGUGUGAUGUGUGAACAGUAACUUGCAAAAACAUUACUCGGAUAUUUGUUUCCCUGACCAGAAACUAGCAAUGUGUGAGACCAAUUCAGAAUUUCCAUGAAUCAGCCACACGAUUCACGAUC
Molecule: messenger RNA, 1753 nt
Organism: Triticum dicoccoides
Lineage: Eukaryota; Viridiplantae; Streptophyta; Magnoliopsida; Poales; Poaceae
Product: poly(ADP-ribose) glycohydrolase 1-like
Exons: 9
Coding region: 76-1608 (510 amino acids)
Biological process (GO): regulation of DNA repair; carbohydrate metabolic process; nucleotide-sugar metabolic process
Cellular component (GO): cytoplasm; nucleus
Molecular function (GO): poly(ADP-ribose) glycohydrolase activity
Source: RefSeq, a predicted model, not a curated record